Phymastichus coffea is the source of this 3171-nucleotide messenger RNA. RefSeq names its product dopamine receptor 2-like. The transcript has 8 exons. Gene Ontology annotation, biological process: adenylate cyclase-activating adrenergic receptor signaling pathway. The record is from RefSeq and is a predicted model, not a curated record. Gene Ontology annotation, cellular component: membrane. Lineage: Eukaryota; Metazoa; Arthropoda; Insecta; Hymenoptera; Eulophidae. The coding region runs from base 1627 to 3000 and encodes 457 amino acids. Gene Ontology annotation, molecular function: G protein-coupled receptor activity.
GUGUCCUACAAACUAUAAGAAAAUUAUAUACAGGUAUUUAGUAGAUCUGUUAUCCGUCAUUUAUAAGAAAACACGAAAAUCUAAAAAUAUUCAGUCAUUGAAGUACGUACAGAUAUAUAUAGAAAUUUAUACACAUAAAUAUGUGUAUAUUUGUGUCAGUGUGCAUAGCUGGUCCGCAAGAUAGGUAAGGGAGCCGACAGGAGAGAGGGUCACGUGAUCUUGACCAUGUAGUCACGUAUGGGCAUGCUUGUGAUGAUUCUCUUCUUGACAAGCCUAGGAAAGGGACGUGCAACUUUUAUUAAUUUCUGUCACAUGUGGACGUGCGUUUCUUUUCUGACAAGGCGACUCUUCCGAUUACGAAACCUGAAAGUUUCAGCGUAUCUUUCAGCGACGAAUUUAGAGCGUAUCGUAUGUUGUGUGCUAUACCACGCGUGCUGGUAUUUUUCCGCUCGCUCCUAUCACUCUAAGAAAGCAUACCGUACGGCGCCUGCAGCGAAACUUGCUACCACCAGGGCGGUGUAAAUUAAAGAAAUUGAAAAUUAUCAUUUUCUUGGGUGUUGCUACACUAUUGGAUAGAUAUAUAUAUAUUAGACAACUAAAAUCAUAGGAACUAGCAUUGUCUCGCGUGCUACUACAGCAUUGUAUAAAAAAUAUAUUGGACCAGUUGAUCUGAUCAGAUUCAGAGAAAAAGUGAUUGGCCACAUCACGAAGCGAAUAAUGUUUUGGACCAAUUUAUAUUUACAAUAAUAAUACGAAAUUGGAGUAAGCUAGAUUGGAAUUUUUUAAAAAUUGACAGUGUUCAUACUUCUUGCGUGUCCAACCUAAAAACUUAGUAGCUGCAGAGUUUUACUUUUCAAAGGAGAUUUACAGAGUUCGCUAUCUUGAAUGCAGAAUUGAGAUUUAUCAUUUAGAAGUAGGAUAUGAUCCAAAGCAUCAGCGACGGCCGCUGUGGUUUGAUUCGCAAUGUUUUCUGUGGCAAUAUUCUGGUCGGAGUUGAUCCAAGUACUAUACCUCAGACACGAAGCUUCAACAUCUGUGGUCGAUUUUCAAGUACACCAACUUUCACGACAGUAAUCGACCUAACAAAAUUAAUCUUAUUAAAAAAAUUUUCAAAAAAUAGUGAUCUCGUAUAUUUAUCGAACAACUUGAGAAUUUCCAAGCACCAAGACUGUAAGUUUCAUAUAGAAACUACUGGACAAUAUUUCUUAUGACAACAUAAUGUAUAUGCAGUUUUAUGCAGUUUAUGUUGCAGUUUAUGCAGUUAUUAAUUAUAUACAGUUUUCGCAAUCCUGAGUGAUCGAUAUAAUCUGACAACUUGAAGGAUGUAAUGUAAAGAAUUAAACAAAGCUAUAAUUAUAAUAGAUGUGACGAACAAUGACUGAGUAUGAUUAAGAUUUUCAUUGCUAUUCUAUUUAUAUUUUUGAUGAGGAUUUCCCUGUCCUGAUGAGCUAUCAAAACCGAGCGUUGCUGUAAGUGUUAAAUUCAUCAAAUGAUAUUCCGGCUAAUCUAAGGUAUCACAAAAUUUCAAGAGAAAUGAGAAUAGUUGUUAACAAAAUACGAUGAAUAAUCUUAGAAUACUACUUACUUAUAUAACUUGCUACCUCUGUGGAACCACGUUAAUGAAAAAUGUCUGCAAAUUUAAGCAUAAUGACAAAUGUUACAUCACUCGCAAUAUUAGAAGAUAGUAAUCUAGAAGAUGUCCGAGUGACUCAAAAUCAUACAAUUUCUGAAUUUAUUGAAUUAAGCAGUGAACGAGUUUGUUUGGGGAUUUUGCUUUUAUUAUUUUCACUGUCUACAGUAUUUGGUAAUUCACUUGUUAUUGUAGCAGUCGUACGAGAAAGAUAUUUGCAUACAGCUACGAAUUAUUUUAUUACAUCUUUAGCAUUUGCUGAUUGUCUAGUGGGUCUUGUUGUUAUGCCAUUUAGUGCUAUAUAUGAAGUCUUGAAGAAACGUUGGCUUUUUACGCUUGAUUUGUGUGAUAUCUGGAGAUCUUUAGAUGUACUUUUUUCCACAGCAUCUAUUCUAAAUUUAUGUGUUAUAAGCAUCGAUCGAUAUUGGGCUAUCAAAGAUCCAUUUAUCUAUCCAUCUAGAAUGACUCGAAAGCUAGCUCUUAUACUUAUUACUUUUGUAUGGUUAGCAUCGAGCCUUAUAUCGUUUCCAGCUAUUAUUUGGUGGCGUGUGGUACGGAAGGAUUACAUACCACAAGAUAAAUGCCCUUUCACGAUAAACUUGGAAUAUAUUAUAUUUUCAUCGACUAUUAGUUUUUAUUUACCUCUAUUUGUCAUGGUAUUUACUUAUUAUAAGAUUUAUCGAGAAGCAUCCAUGCAAAACCAAAGUUUGAAGGUUGGAACAAAACAAGUUAUGAUUGCUUCAGGAGAACACGAAUUGACACUCCGAAUGCAUCGCGGCGGUGGAUUUCGAAAAACAGUUGAAAAAAAUCACCCAAUUUGUAAAGUCACGAUACCAGCAAGAAGUAUUUGUAAUUUUAACAAAGAAUCAAUUAUCCAAAGAAAUACACAAUGUUCAGACUCAUUGUAUUUAAAAAAUAGCUGCAAAGAAAAUUGGCCUAUUCCCGGGAAAAAUUUUUCUUUGUCACGAAAAAUUGCUAAGUUUUCUAAAGAAAAAAAAGCUGCAAAAACGUUGGGUAUCGUGAUGGGUGUCUUUAUAAUAUGCUGGUUACCAUUUUUUGUAGUAAAUUUAUGGUCUGGAUUCUGUGCAAGAUGUAUUUGGAAAGAAGAUGUCGUUUCAGCAGCAGUCUCUUGGCUGGGUUGGAUCAAUAGUGGUAUGAACCCUGUAAUAUACGCAUGUUGGAGUAGAGAUUUUCGAAGAGCAUUCAUCAGAAUCUUGUGUUCAUGUUGUCCAAGGAGAAUGAAACGAAAAUACCAGGGUGGAGCUUUUAGAUGCAAAGCAAAUCAGGAGGUAGCUGAUGGCGGAAAGAUAAUUCACAACUUCCCAAAAAGUAGAUUUAGAAAUAGAAUUCGGAUCAAAACAGCUGUAUGAUUAAUAAUCGAUAUACAUUUUAAUAAGAAUAUUAAGAAUAUUACGUUUCGUCAUUAUUUAUUAAAUAAUUUUAUUUUAAUUUUAUAGUUUAUUGUCAUUUGUUAUCCUAUCCACGAGCACAAAUUUUAAAGCAUUAAGUAUACAAUUGUUACCAAAAUAGUAAUUGCUGAG